This is a messenger RNA of Plutella xylostella (diamondback moth), 1473 nucleotides long. Its product is annotated as WD repeat-containing protein 18. The record is from RefSeq and is a predicted model, not a curated record. Gene Ontology annotation, cellular component: rixosome complex; nuclear pre-replicative complex. NCBI's taxonomy places the organism in Eukaryota, Metazoa, Arthropoda, Insecta, Lepidoptera, Plutellidae. Gene Ontology annotation, biological process: rRNA processing; DNA-templated DNA replication. Gene Ontology annotation, molecular function: protein binding.
GUAAACUUUUUCUCAUAUCUGUCAAACAGCCGCAGCCACAUGUGUUUACUUGCGAUUUUUGACUAAACUAGUUAGCCUUUUCCUAAAUGAACUCUGCAUGGAUAAAAUGUCCAAUUUACUUGAAGUGUUAGUUACAAGUGACUCCAACAACACAUUAUGGACCAGCUGCGUUUGGGACGCGCACACCGGCACAAGUCUGAUGACUUACAGAGGCGGAGGGACGGCGGAGGCUAGAACCCUCACGUUCAUCGGGAACGACUACGUAGCUGCUGUUGAGAGAGCCAAACCAAUACUCCACAUUUGGCCUCUAAACUCCCAUCAGACAGUUCAAGGAAUGAGAUUCAUUCUGCCCGGCAAAGCCAGCGCCCUCGACAUAACCAAAGACGGAGCUUACUGUGUCGCGGGGAUUGACGAGAAAAUAUACUUGUGGCAAAUAGCUUCUGGUACACUGUUGACUAUAAUAAACCGCCACUAUCAGAAAGUCGUACUUUUGAAGUUUACACCUGAUGGGAGCCAUUUUAUAUCAGCUGCGGAAGAUGGUAUGGUGAUGGUGUGGUCGGUGGCCACGGUGGCCGCUCACCCGGAGGUGGGGCUGGUGUCGCAGACCACCGCCGGCCAACACGACCCUGUGUAUGUGCUGUCAGAUCACUCUCUGCCCAUCACUGACCUCUGCAUCAGUAAGACAGGAAUGCACGGCCGACUGUGCACAGUUUCCAGUGAUAGAACCUGUAAAAUUUAUGACUUAGCAACAGGAGAGAUGUUGCUUAACCUUGUAUUCGAUCUACCUCUAACAUCAGUGGCAUUUGAUGUGCUGGAAUUAAAUAUAUUUGUUGGUACCACAGAAGGGAAAAUUCAUCAGUUCAGUCUAACAAAUCCACCCAGGAAUAGAGAUUUGUUAGUUAAUACAGAAGAUAGCAGGAGCUCUCCUACAUUCAUAUCACAUACAAAAGCUGUAACUUGUCUAUCCGUAUCUCUCGAUGGUGAGACACUAAUGUCAGGGUCCAAUGACGAGCAGGUCAUACUGUGGCACAUUCGAAGUAGACAGCCAAUCAGAACUGUAAGGCAUAAAGGACCAAUUACAAAUGCAUUUUUCACAGUCAACUUCCCAGCCAUUUACAAGCAAGACUUCUCCCCCACAGUUGUUCUCCACAGCCUAGACCGGACCCUGGAGAAAGACUCAGAUGAUGUGACAGAAAUAGAUGUUUUAACUAAUAAUAAAAUUAGUUUCUGGCCUGAAGCUAAAGGUGUGAUAGUGGAAAAUGUUCCAGCCAAAAUAUUAGACAGAGAUCUCUCAAAGAAAGAAGCACAGUUAAGAGAAGAAUUAGAAAAACUUAAGAAGAUUAAUGCUAAUUUGUAUGCAUUUUCAGUUCAAAAGGCUUUGAAUGCACCUACCCCUGCAGCUCAAGUCAAUGGGAAGAAGAAGAAAAAGAAGUCUAAGUAAUAGUAAUAAACAAUUUGUAAUUCAAAAUAAAA